AUGGUCUUCAAAUUUUUUAGCCCACCCAAAGAUUCACCAGAUAUCAUUGAUCCUCCUCAAGAAGUUGUUGAUGAAGGCUUGGAUUUUUGGCGAACUUUACACCUUAUUGGGAAAUCUUUUCAAAAAAGACUACCCUUUAAAGUGGUUCAAGAUGCAGCGGCAAAACUCUGGACAUCCUAUGGCCUCACUCACACAAUUUUGGGUGAUAAUAACACAUUCCUGUUCAGAUUCUCUUCCUCAUCCCAAGCUCAGAAAGUUCUAUCUCUUGGUCCUUGGUCUAUUGCUGGGAAACCUUUCUCCCUAUUGAGAUGGACCAACCAAAUCCAAUCCCAACCAUCAACCAUUGCAUGUAUCCCUACCUGGAUUAAAUUCUUCAACAUCCCUCUCAAUUAUUGGACAACAAAUGGUCUUAGCUACAUUGCAAGCUCAGUGGGAGAACCACUGUAUGCUGAUCAAGCAACAGAAGACAGAACCAAACUCAAAUUUGCAAGACUUUGUGUAAAUGUUGACUUCCAAAAGCCUCUACGCAAUGUAGUCCAACUCAAAAUGGAAGGAAACUUGGUUAAUAUCAAAGUAGAAUACCAAUGGAUCCCAAAGUUCUGCAGCAAAUGCCAUCAGCUCUCUCACACUGUCAAUUCCUGCCCUCUUAACAUCAUACAACCACCACCCUUACAGAUUAACAAACCAUCCUCACAGCAAAACAAUACUCCAAUGAUUGAUCACAGGCCUGCAAUACAGCCUACCACUGAAUGGGUGACCAUCAGAAGGAAGAAGAGCAAACCACCAGUCAACACUGCUCAAACAUCCAAGCAACCAUCCUCCUCUUCUACACCAGCACACAACACCAACCAUUUCCAACCUCUAACUAAUCCACAGCUUAUUCAUUGCACCCCACCUUCAACAAACAACAUCAUAGUUCAUAGACCACUAUAA
Molecule: messenger RNA, 933 nt
Organism: Cornus florida
Lineage: Eukaryota; Viridiplantae; Streptophyta; Magnoliopsida; Cornales; Cornaceae
Exons: 1
Coding region: 1-933 (310 amino acids)
Source: RefSeq, a predicted model, not a curated record